Messenger RNA from Phycodurus eques (leafy seadragon), 2242 nucleotides. RefSeq names its product clusterin-like 1 (retinal) (gene clul1). Bases 101 to 1519 code for a protein of 472 amino acids. The transcript has 9 exons. The record is from RefSeq and is a predicted model, not a curated record. NCBI's taxonomy places the organism in Eukaryota, Metazoa, Chordata, Actinopteri, Syngnathiformes, Syngnathidae.
AUCACGCUCAAUGUGGAAAGAGCACAAAUAGACCUGGCACACACCAAACAAUCCACACAAAGUGUUUUGUUCGUCUUGUUGACAUUGUUAGAGGAUCUACAUGCUGGUACAACCCUUUACUCCUUCCAUACCGGAGGCCAAAAGCAAAGAAAUGAAGGUUGCGCUGGGUCUGGCUGUGCUGGCAUCAGUGGGCCUGCUUAUCAGCGGUGCCUCGGAGGACAGAAACGCCUCAGAGGAUGCUUUAAAAGAGCUGUCCAGGGCCGGCAAGAAGGUGGUGGGCGAGGAGGUGAAGCGGGCCUUGUACGGCGUGGGGCAGAUGAGGGAGGUGAUGUGGAGGAACGAGCGCAAGCACGAGCACCUCAUCAAGUCUCUAUUGCACAGCGGCGAGAAGAAAAAGGAAGCGGUGCAACUGGCUCAGGACGUGACGGAGAAGCUGCGGGAGGCCGAGGAGGAGUGCAGGGUCUCCUUACAGUCGGAGCGGGACGAGUGCAGACCCUGUUUGGAGGACGUGUGUAAAACCUUCUUCACCAACACCUGCCGCAGAGGCUUUGCUGGCUUUCAGACCAAAGUUGAGAACUUCUUCCGCCGCGUAUCAAGACGCUUCAGCUUCAGCGACCCGGCCGUGGAAGCGGACGACGUCCUGGUAAACCAGGACCCGGAUAUCCCAGACCCAGAGGUGGUCCGCAUCCAGGAUGCCUUCGCUCGCCUGACCCGCAGGGUGGGAACGCUGGUGAAUAGCAGCGCGGCCCUGGCCUCCAGAAUGAGCGACGGGCUGGACCAGGCUGUCCGCAGGGCUCUCCUGAGUGGGCCGCCGGUGCCGGGGGCCACCCUGGACCCAGACGACCCGGCUCACGACUCGGGUUUCCUCCAGGGUGUGGGCCUGGAGGAGGUGCUGGACUCCUUCUUCGACUUUGGCCACAGCGUGGUGGAGGAGUUUGGGGCAGUGGUGACGCAGGCGUUUGUUGGCCUCAACGAAGCGCAUGCGGAGGACAAGAAGAGAGAGAAAAUGUUCCCACGCCUCCUGCAUAACAGGAAGUUGUGCCGAGACCUGCGCAAGCAUUCAUCAGAGUGCUGGCAGCUGCAGAACCAGUGCGAGGCCUGCCAGGGGGCCUUGCUGACCGAGUGUCCCAGCGUGAGGGAGCUGCACGUGGAGCUGGAGCAGGUCUCGCAGCUGCUGGGCAUGUCCCGGGAACAGUACGACGAGGUGCUGUCCAUCGUGCGGCGCCACGCCGACGAGACCCUGGGCUGGCUGGGCAACAUGGCCGCGGAGUUCGGCUGGGUGGCGCGGGCCGGCACUCAAGACAUCUUCCGCAUCACCAGGGUGGUGCCAAAGAGCCAAGACCGGAACCUGUCAGCGGUGGACACCCAAGUGGAGGUGAACAUCCUCAACUCUCCCCCUUUCGUCUUCUCCGUGCCGGGAGAGCUGGAACUGCAGGACCCGGCCUUCAUCCAGUAUGUGGCCCAGGAGGCCCUGGACAAGUAUAAGGAGACGAUCAGGUACAACGAGGAGGAUGAGUGAGCAGCCAUUCACAGAGCUCCGUAGUUGCAGAAUUGAAAUACUUUACCUGUUGACAGAUAGUCAAACACAAUAUGCAGUUUCCACAAUAUCCAAAUGUUACAUUUUGAUGUUCACAACAGAAACUUCCAAGAUUGCAGCACAGCAAACUCAAUUCAACUUUUCAAGUAAAACUUUUAUUUUUUUUCCCUGUACAAAAAUUCUAUUAGUUACCAUUAUUCCCCACUCAAUCUCGAGUUCAACUCCUAAAUUUGGGAACAAUCACAUAUUAGGUUCUCCACAGCCAAACACACAAUGAAAUUCAAUUCAAAACAAUAAAAAGUUCACAUCUUUGUCUGAACGGCUAUUUUCCCCAUCAUGCACCACUGGACAGACAGCUAUAAGGAUCGCUAGAGGAAAAUAAAGGUUUGAAAAUAACAACUUGGUGUUGUCAUUCUGUGGUAUUAACACUAACAAAAUCGUAGUAAGCAUAACAGUGUAAUCAAGUUAGUGACAAUUUUUGUGCGAAACUGGCUGACAAUUAUACAUUUUAGUCACUGAUUAAUUUAAAUUUUUCUUUAAGCUUAGGUCUACAUGUGUGCCAACAUGAUAAAUAAAUCAGAAUUGUGCGAUCCUAUGGCACAAAGUGUCUUGGAAAUGGUAGUAUAUGUUUAACUUGGUCAAAAACUGACUGAAAUAUUGAUUCCUGGUCACAGGAAAUGCCCAGCUCAACUUAAAAAAAAAUAA